Molecule: messenger RNA, 1740 nt
Organism: Drepanopeziza brunnea f. sp. 'multigermtubi' MB_m1
Lineage: Eukaryota; Fungi; Ascomycota; Leotiomycetes; Helotiales; Drepanopezizaceae
Source: RefSeq, a predicted model, not a curated record
AUGGCGACUCCAUACGCAAAGGCUCUGGGUGUUACGCCUCCGCUAACUUCUGCUGCGCCAACCGCCGCCGAUGAAGCUGCCAAUGACGAACUGAUUUCUGAAUUGAAGAGACAAAACAACUACGAGACUCCCGAGGAGACUGCAAAAAGAUCUGCCGUUCUAAAGUCCCUCCAAGCGAUCACCGAAGAGUUUGUAAGGCAAGUCACCAGAGCUCAAGGUUCAGCCGAGUCUGCCGUCAAAUCGGCAGGAGGAAAGAUAGAGACCUUCGGGAGUUUCAAGCUUGGUGUCAUAGGUCCUGGUUCCGAUAUUGAUACUCUGGUCGUCGUCCCUAAGAAUAUCACCAAGGCUGAAUUCUUCCAAUUCUUCCCCGAAAUUAUGGAGAAGAGUACCCCGCCAGGAACAAUCACCGAGUUGAUGUCCAAGCCAGAUGCUUACGUGCCUAUCUUGACAUUCAAGUUUUCGGGCGUUGAUAUUGAUUUAUUAUUCGGACGUAUUGCGAGUCUCAACCAGAUCCCAAAAGACUUGAAGAUGACGGACCACGACCUGCUGCGAGGAUUGGAGGAACAAGAAGCUCGCUCCCUGAAUGGUGUUCGUGUGGCCGAUGAGAUGCUUACCCUAGUUCCCCAAACCAAAGUUUUUCGGACCGCCCUUCGGACGAUCAAGCUCUGGAGUGCUCGGCGUGGCAUUGUUGGCAACAUCUAUGGUUUUCCAGGAGGUGUUGCCUGGGCAAUUCUUGUUGCUCGUGUCUGCCAGUUGUAUCCCAAGGCCACUGGCUCGACAAUAGUGAUGAAGUUCUUUAAGAUCAUUGAUAAGUGGCAGUGGCCUCAACCAGUUCUACUCAAAAAUAUCGAGACCGGCACACUAAAUCUUCAAGUCUGGAACCCACAGAUCAACCACACUGACAGAAGACACAUCAUGCCAAUCAUAACCCCCGCUUACCCCUCUAUGUGCACAACCCACAACGUGACUCGAUCGACCAUGGCAGUUAUUCACAAAGAACUCAAACGUGGCGGUGAGAUUGCUGACCGAGUCAUGAUGGGCAAAGCAAAGUGGAAAGACUUGUUCGAGAAGCAUACCUUUUUCACAUCUAGCUACAAAUACUACCUUUGCAUAAUCACAGCUAGUACUUCGAGCGAAGCACAAACAAAAUGGGCAGGUUUUGUUGAAUCUAAAGUUCGCUUGCUCGUCGGCAAGCUUACGGAGCAGACAUCUAUUGCCAUUGCCCAGCCGUUCAACAAGGGUUACAACAGAGCACACAGAUGUAGGACAGAUCAGCAAGUUGAGGAGGUCAAGACUGGAAGUCUGGAGUAUUAUGCCAAGGACAUCGGUACAGCAACAACCGGCCACGGUUUGGCUGUAGGGGCCUUGCUGAAGGACGAAGCUACCUGUGAACAUGAGAGUACGAAUGGCGAUGAAAAGCUGACAAUGGUCUACACGACCACUCACUACAUUGGUUUGAAACUCCACGAAGGAGCCAAAUCUCUCGACCUCUCCUGGCACGUUGAGGACUUUAAGCAUACUUGCAGCGGCUGGGAUCAGUACAAAGAUGAUGUUAAUGCUCUACACAUUUCACACAAGAAGAACUACGAUCUACCUGACGAUCUCUUUGACGAAGGCGAUGUCAAACCCGUCAAGCCUGCUCGGCCACAGAAGAAGUCAUCCAACAAACGUACCUCGUCCGAUGAUGCGAAUCAACCGUCGGCGAAGAGACAGCAAACCUCUGUAGCGGCUAACGGCUAA